AUAAAGGUACAAAAGGUUAAACGGUCGGGAGAAGGUGGGGUGUAGGUGACUGAGUGUUUUGACGCUCAGAGUUCAAUAAGAAAGUAUCGGCAGGUGGCUGCAGAAGUUCGGGUGCUUCUCUUUUGAUAGUCGCAGCUUUUUUAAUCUCCGAUAAUCAUGUCAGGACGACUACGUGCUUGCAGUGCAGACGUUGUGGAUAAAAAUGUGUGGGUUGAAUUCUCACAGCUGGCGGCAGACUACAAAGCAGUGAACCUUGGACAGGGGUUUCCUGACUUCUCUCCUCCAAAGUUUAUCCAGGACGCUUUCUGUAAAGCUGUGAGUGGAGGACCAUUAAUGUACCAGUAUACCAGACCAUUUGGCCACCCUCCUCUCGUAAGAAGUCUGGCCAAAUUCUUCAGUAGGAUUGUGGGACAUGAGAUUGACCCUCUUGAAGACAUCCUGGUCACAGUUGGAGCUUAUCAGGCUCUCUUCUGUGCAUUUCAAGCUCUGGUUAAUGAAGGCGAUGAGGUGAUAAUUGUUGAACCGUUCUUUGACUGCUACCAGCCGAUGGUGAAGAUGGCUGGAGGAAAGGCAGUGUAUGUACCUCUGAGGCCGAAAGCUGCGAGCGGAGCCGUCCUGUCAAGUGGAGACUGGGUUCUUUCUGCUGAGGAGCUGGCCAGUAAAUUCACUCCACGCACAAAAGCCGUCGUUAUCAACACUCCCAACAACCCAAUAGGCAAGGUUUACAGGACUGAGGAGCUCCAAAUGAUCGCUGAUCUGUGCAUCAAACAUGACACACUGUGCAUCAGCGAUGAGGUGUACGAGUGGCUGACUUAUGAUGGAGCUGAGCACGUAAAGAUAGCCAGCCUCCCUGGGAUGUGGGAACGAACUGUCACUGUUGGCAGUGCUGGAAAGACCUUUAGUGCGACAGGCUUGAAGGUUGGCUGGGCCAUCAGCUCUGGGCAAGUCAUAAAACGUCUUAAAGCCAUGCAUCAAAUGUCUGUGUUUGAUUGUGCAACUGCUGCUCAGGAGGCAGUGGCUCAGGGAUUUGAGAGAGAAUACGAGGUGUUUGGGACUCCAGAGAGCUACUUCCAGCAGCUGCCUGCGAUGUUGCACCUCAAGAGGAACAAGCUGGCGUCGUGUCUGGAGAGUGUGGGUUUGCAGCCCAUCAUGCCACAGGGAGGCUAUUUUAUCACUGCAGAUAUCUCAUCUGUCAAGGUGGACUACAAUGACCAGAACUCUGUGGACGAGCCAAAUGACUUCAGAUUUGUUAAAUGGCUGACUAAAGAGAAGGGUUUGGCAGCAAUCCCCGUCUCUGCCUUCUACAGUCCAGAGCACAGCAAGGAGUUUGACAAAUACAUCCGCUUCUGUUUUGUCAAAGAGGACUCCACUCUGGAUGCAGCUGAGGACAUUUUGAGGAAAUUCAAUCAGUGAUAUAGCCUACAAUAUGGAUUUAAUCCUCUGGUUAAAACCCUCUUGGCUAACAUGCCUUGUAAAUAUUUCUGUGCAAUAUCUUUUUUUCAGUUGAUCAAUAGAGUAUCCAUGUAUCUAAAAGUUUAAUAAAGCCUUUCACAAAUCCA
This is a messenger RNA of Acanthopagrus latus (yellowfin seabream), 1559 nucleotides long. Its product is annotated as kynurenine--oxoglutarate transaminase 1-like. The record is from RefSeq and is a predicted model, not a curated record. The coding region runs from base 157 to 1413 and encodes 418 amino acids. Gene Ontology annotation, cellular component: mitochondrion; cytoplasm. Lineage: Eukaryota; Metazoa; Chordata; Actinopteri; Spariformes; Sparidae. Gene Ontology annotation, biological process: biosynthetic process. The transcript is spliced from 12 exons. Gene Ontology annotation, molecular function: pyridoxal phosphate binding; L-kynurenine:2-oxoglutarate transaminase activity.